Molecule: messenger RNA, 2180 nt
Organism: Argentina anserina (silverweed cinquefoil)
Lineage: Eukaryota; Viridiplantae; Streptophyta; Magnoliopsida; Rosales; Rosaceae
Product: aspartokinase 2, chloroplastic-like
Exons: 14
Coding region: 188-1888 (566 amino acids)
Biological process (GO): L-homoserine biosynthetic process
Cellular component (GO): cytosol; chloroplast stroma
Molecular function (GO): aspartate kinase activity
Source: RefSeq, a predicted model, not a curated record
AAAUUUUAAAAGUAGCUGUUUGGUCGAGUACAUAACACCUGCCUCUUCAUUCAGAGUUUCUCUCUCUUUCACACACGCACGCAGAGGAGAUCGAAGUGGACUACCAAAAAGCUCAAGGCAUUUGCUGAUUCCAUCAAUCUCUUAGAUCCCAUUACCAUCCAUUCGUCGAAUACUCCAAUAGUCUUAGAUGGCCGCCGCCGCUUUGCAUUUUUGUGGGCUUAAAACUGCAUCAUCAUCAUCAUCGUCAUCAUUAGAGAGAGCUUUGCCAUUGUGGUCUCAGCCUCAGCGGCUCAGUUUUGCUAAUUCCGUGGCUUCCAGCUGUGGGUUUUAUUGUGCAGCUGGGAGAAACGCUUGUUGUUUUAGGAGUAGAGAGUUGAGAGUGAGUUGCGACGGAGGGGUCGUAGAUGUUCUUGAUAAGAAACAGAAAGCCAAACAAGGUGUCGCCUAUAAUGACAAGCAAUUGACGUGUGUCAUGAAGUUUGGUGGAUCUUCAGUGGCCUCUGCCGAGAGAAUGAGGGAGGUUGCUGAUCUUAUACUCAGCUUCCCGCAAGAGAGGCCUGUCAUUGUUCUAUCUGCAAUGGGAAAGACUACCAACAAGCUCUUACUGGCAGGAGAAAAGGCUGUCAGCUGCGGUGUCACCAAUGUGUCUGCCAUCGACGAGUUGAGCUUCAUCAAAGAAUUGCAUUUCAGGACUGUGGAAGAGCUUGGAGUGGAUGGCUCCAUCAUCUCACCACACCUGGAUGAGCUGGAACAACUUCUUAAGGGAAUUGCUAUGAUGAAAGAGAUGACUCUACGGACAAAAGAUUAUUUGGUUUCAUUUGGGGAGUGCAUGUCCACUAGGCUUUUUGCUUCUUAUUUGAAUAAGAUUGGUGUGAAAGCCCGCCAGUAUGAUGCCUUUGAAAUGGGUAUCAUAACAACAGAUGACUUCACAAAUGCUGACAUUUUGGAGGCUACUUAUCCGGCUGUUGCUAAGAGGUUACACGGUGAUUGGACAUGUGAUCCUGCUAUUCCGAUUGUCACUGGCUUCUUGGGGAAGGGGUGGAGGUCAUGCGCAGUGACCACGCUGGGUAGAGGUGGUAGUGAUUUGACAGCUACAACCAUUGGUAAAGCACUUGGGUUGCGAGAAAUUCAGGUGUGGAAGGAUGUUGAUGGUGUUUUGACAUGUGAUCCUAACAUAUACCCACGUGCAGAACCUGUACCUUAUUUGACAUUUGACGAGGCUGCUGAACUUGCUUAUUUUGGUGCCCAGGUGUUGCAUCCACAGUCUAUGCGACCAGCUAGAGAAGGUGAUAUUCCUGUGAGGGUUAAAAAUUCCUACAACCCUAAAGCUCCAGGCACCGUCAUCACCCAUGCAAGAGAUAUGAGCAAGGCUGUACUAACCAGCAUUGUAUUGAAAAGGAAUGUGACCAUGUUGGAUAUUGUUAGCACUCGCAUGCUUGGUCAAUAUGGCUUUCUUGCUAAGGUAUUUACAACUUUUGAAGAAUUGGGGAUAUCGGUGGAUGUCGUUGCUACCAGUGAAGUCAGUAUUUCCUUGACAUUGGACCCAUCAAAACUUUGGAGCAGGGAGCUUAUUCAGCAGGCAAGCGAACUUGACCAUGUUGUGGAAGAACUGGAGAAAAUUGCUGUUGUCAAUCUUCUUCAACGCCGUUCAAUAAUAUCUCUGAUCGGAAAUGUGCAGAAAUCAUCACUAAUAUUAGAGAAGGCAUUUCGUGUUCUUCGAACUAUUGGAGUCAACGUUCAGAUGAUCUCUCAGGGUGCAUCCAAGGUAAAUAUCUCUUUGGUUGUAAACGACAAUGAAGCAGAACAGUGUGUUAGAGCUCUCCACCAGGCAUUCUUUGAGGGUAGUUUCACGGAGGUAGAAUGUGGAUCCGAAAUUGGCUCUCUGUAAACAUUAUCAGAGGGACAGACGGACAGUCAUUGCGAGCCAGUUAUUGGUUGACCUUUACCAGGAAUUCUUGAGGGUAAUUUCACUAAGGUAGAAUGUGAAUCCAAGAGCGGCCGUCUCAAACACCUAUGGAGAUUCAAUUACAUAUUGAUUGUUUGUAGUGGCUUAUUUAUAGCUUACAUAACAUAAAGAUUUCAAUUUGAUCCGUUGUACCAUUUUUGGGGACAUUUCUGUUCCUCCAGGAUGUCAGAUUAUAAAGGUAUCUAAUUGAAUCCAUUUCGUCUACAUAUAAAUG